AUGACUACUACCGAUCAUGCCCCCGGUGCAACAACCAUCAUCACCGUAGUGACCGCCACCACGAUUGGGGGCAGCACAACGCCCACCGCAUGCCGGACUCACCGAAAUGAUUACAGUAACCGCUGUUGGUUACAACAGCGGUUCAACAGCAUCAUCCCCGGCCCAACAACAAGAAGCACCAGCGCCAUCAACACAGGCGCAACAACCGUAACAGCACCAGGCCUAAUCUCAACAGUCACCGCGACAGAGACCGAGACAGUCAUUGAAGUCAUCAACAGUCAAGUUGUAACUGACAUAGAAACAAUCACUAACACUGCGACGAUCAUUUCUACCGAGACGGCCACCGCCACUAUUACUUCCUAUCCGACGGACGGUAGUACUAAUUGCGGCGGCCGUGUUGGUGGUCUUGACUACGGGACUUGCUCGGACCCUACCAUCCGCUGA
Molecule: messenger RNA, 444 nt
Organism: Aspergillus alliaceus
Lineage: Eukaryota; Fungi; Ascomycota; Eurotiomycetes; Eurotiales; Aspergillaceae
Exons: 2
Coding region: 1-444 (147 amino acids)
Source: RefSeq, a predicted model, not a curated record